AUGGCGUCGCAAUUGCAGACAGCUACCCCGGAAUCGGACUGGAAAUCCGACGUUUCAGCCGACGGUUUCGACGAAUCUACAUUCUUCCUGCGCCGUUGCUGCUGCGUGUGGACUUUCCCUUGCUACGGCACGCCCAAAACCAAAAAUUGGGAGCGCAUUUCGACAUCGGAGACCGAAGAUGUCGCUGGCGACCGGAGUUGGUGGAGCGAUGGAGUGGAGGCGUUUAAGAAGGUGAGGGAAUGGUCGGAGCUAGUGGCGGGGCCGAAGUGGAAGACGUUCAUCAGGCGGUUCAACAAGGCGCCGGCGCGGCCGAAGUCGGGGAAAUUCCAGUACGAUCCUUGUAGCUACGCGUUGAAUUUCGAUCAAGGACCGGGGCAAAACGGUCAAUUCGAGGACGACGGUGUUUUCCGAGACUUUCCGUCGCGGUAUGCGGCGAUCCCGGCGCAGAACAGCCUAUUGAAUGACGGUGCGCCGCUCACGUGA
This is a messenger RNA of Salvia splendens (bonfire salvia), 483 nucleotides long. RefSeq lists its product as uncharacterized. The coding region runs from base 1 to 483 and encodes 160 amino acids. The transcript has a single exon. The record is from RefSeq and is a predicted model, not a curated record. Lineage: Eukaryota; Viridiplantae; Streptophyta; Magnoliopsida; Lamiales; Lamiaceae.